Physella acuta is the source of this 437-nucleotide messenger RNA. RefSeq lists its product as uncharacterized. The record is from RefSeq and is a predicted model, not a curated record. NCBI's taxonomy places the organism in Eukaryota, Metazoa, Mollusca, Gastropoda, Physidae.
GACGACAAGACGUUUGGUUAUUUUUUUCUGAUCCAGUGAACUAAAACCUUCAGCUCCACACGAUGCUCCCUUUGAUCUUUGCCCUUGUGUGUGUCGGCUCCAGUUUGACUAUAGAGCAACAAGACUUCUCUCCACCCCCGGGCUGGCCACUGACUGACCUCCUCAGGGAAGCCGCGGACGUCCAGGAUAUCGAGUGUCACGUGACCGUCAAGUCGGUCACCAUUGGCUGCAACUUCAAGCGGGAAGCGGAGCAGCAGAGCAUCAACUUCCUCGGCAUCGACUUCCCCAUCCUCUCUCCCAUCUUGAGGGAGACGCAGGAAUUUGACAUCUUCGGAGUGCCAGUGUCCGGCUCUAUUCAAGUGACCAUCGGCAGACGUCAGUUCAACUGCACCAUCACUCUGGGUAGCCACUACUAUCCAUUGUGUAAUAUUAUUUAA